This is a messenger RNA of Tetrahymena thermophila SB210, 969 nucleotides long. RefSeq lists its product as hypothetical. The transcript has 4 exons. NCBI's taxonomy places the organism in Eukaryota, Ciliophora, Oligohymenophorea, Hymenostomatida, Tetrahymenidae. The record is from RefSeq and is a predicted model, not a curated record.
AUGACUCGAAUGAAAUAGGACUAAACUAGUUAAUUCCUAGCUCAGAUUUAGAAAAACCUGAGAAAAUAAAGCUUGUGUAAUUAUGCUAUCAAAUUUAUUAAAGUGCAAAUUCAGACUGAGACUACUUAAUUCAACAACAGUAGUAGAGAUAUUUAGCAAUGCGCUUAUAAAGGUACUACAACAUAACCUAAUUCAAGAAUAUGCCCAAUUUCAGAUUUGAUGCUAUCUGAUAAAGAGUUAGUGGAAGGAUAUGAGAAUAUUUCUAAUUUUAAAUUAGAUAAUAUGAAUACGUUUAUUAAAAGAGAAUACCCAAACUAGUCUCCUUUAGUUAGUUUGAAAAUAAGAAAACAAAAUUCAAAAGCUACUCAAGAUAGUUUUAUUAGACCUAAAAAUAUGAAUUUUAAAAUGGAUGUAUUCUAUCCUUUAGAUAAUGAUAAUGAAAAUAAGAGAUCAGCUGAUUCAGAAGAUCUUUAGAAGUAUCUAUAAACAAAUAUUGAUUCAGAUUAUAUCUUAAAUGUGAGAGUUUCUGAAGAUUAUAAAUGUGGUAACUAUGAAAGAAAUCUAAACUAGUUAAUUCCUAGCUAAAAUAUAUAAGAACCAGAGAAAAAAAAGCUUGUGUAAUUAUGCUUGUAAAGUUAUUUAAGUUUAAUUAAGUACCCUAAAUUCAAUUACAGUAGUAGAGAUAUUUAAAAAUGCACUUAUAAAGGUACUACAAUAUAAUCUUAUCAGGGAAUAUGCCCAAUUUCAGAUUUGAUACUAUCUGAUAAAGAGCUAGUGGAAGGCUAUGAAAAGAUUUCUAAUUUUAAAUUAGAUAAUAUGAACAUGUUUAUUAAAAGAGAAGACCCAAAUUAGUCUCCAUUAGUUAAUAUGGAAAUAAGAAACCAAAAUUCAAAAGAUACUCAAAAUUAUUUUUUCAGACCAACGGAUAUGAAUUUUAAAUAGGAUAGAAUAGAGUGCUAAUAGACUUGA